This is a messenger RNA of Phragmites australis (common reed), 1741 nucleotides long. RefSeq lists its product as uncharacterized. Lineage: Eukaryota; Viridiplantae; Streptophyta; Magnoliopsida; Poales; Poaceae. The record is from RefSeq and is a predicted model, not a curated record. The transcript is spliced from 4 exons. Bases 253 to 1464 code for a protein of 403 amino acids.
AUUAAAAGCGGAGCUCUCCUCUCUCUACCCAAUCUGCAACCUCACCUUCCCCGUCUCCAUUCUUCUCCUUGUCCAGCUCAAUUCUGUCGCGGUUCACCUCGUCUCCAACUCCGACAGGCGCCAGCGCGUUCCUCUGCUCGUUCCGCCGCCGGGACACCUCGGGCGGUCGCCCGACCUCGCCUCAGUGGUGGAUCCGCCCCUGCGCAGAGCCAAGAAGGGUGCCGCUGGCUUCUACCCUCGUCCACGCGGAGCAUGUCCUUCCUCUUCAACAAGUUCCAAGAGGCGAUCAGAACACUUGCUAAGAACCCCAUGUUUGCUCGUGAUCCAAGGCAUCUUCAAUUUGAAGCUGAUGUGAAUCGUUUAUUUCUCUAUACAAGCUAUUAUCGUCUGGGGGAGAAUGCUGAAGAGAAGGAUGCAGAUGAGAUUAUUGACUUGGCUAGCAAAGCUUCUGUUGCUGACCAGCAGAAACAAGUGCAAGAAAAUGUUCAUUAUCAACUUAAGCAUAUGUGCCAAGCAAUGGAUAUCAUUCUUCGUCCUGAUGCAACAAAUGAUCCGACAAAGGAUCCUUCAGAAGCGCAUAAUCAUUCUCGGCGUAGUGGAUUGAGUUUUGCUGUUGGCGGAUCUGCAUCUGCAAACAAGCUAAGUACAGCUGUCCCUGCUACACGACCUUUAACUCGAGCGGAAUUGUCAAAUAAAUUUAGAGAUCAUUUCGGGUACACCCUUGACAUCAAACCAUCAGGAAUUCCUCACAAAGAUGCAGGUCAAGGUCUGUUCUUAUCUGGAGAAGCUAAUGUUGGUGCUGUCCUAGCCAUCUAUCCUGGUGUUAUAUAUUCACCUGCUUAUUAUCGAUAUAUACCUGGAUACCCAAGAAUUGAUGCAUGCAACAACUAUCUUAUAACAAGAUAUGACGGAACACUAAUUGAUGCAAAACCAUGGUGUUUUGGCGGUGAAACAAGAGAAUUAUGGGAUGGUUCAGAUUUGGUGGAUUACAAUUCUGUGCCACCCAAAGGCUCAGAGAGCAACUCUGACAGAGUGUGGAGAAUGCUUAGCAAGCCUCUAGAGAAAAGUGUCAGCGGGAAUCUUGGGGAAGUGCUUGAACAACGAAAUCCACUUGCUUUUGGUCAUUUUGCAAAUCAUCCACCACAGGGGUCAACUCCUAAUGUCAUGAUCUGCCCGUAUGAUUUUCCUUUGACAGAGAAAAACAUGAGAGUAUACAUCCCUAACAUUACAUUCGGUGGUGAAGAGCCCAUUACAAUGAAGAGGUUUGGCUCCUUCUAUUUCAAGUCUGGAGGUUCAGGUAAUCAGGCUGGGGAUUCUCCAGUUCUAAAGACGCUAGUGUUGGUGAGUACAAGGUCCAUCUGUGAUGAAGAGCUCUUCCUGAAUUACCGUUACAGUAACUCAAAGCGUCGACCAGAGUGGUAUACCCCUGUUGAUGAAGAAGAGGAUAAGAGGAGAUGGAGCUAGUUUAGCACUUGCUGUACCAAUCUGGCUGCGAUGUUUUUCUAACACUUUCUUAUUUCAUUAUCAGUCCGGAUAUUCAAACAGGGCCCUGGUAAGCUCCUGAAAUUGAGGUUGUGUAGUUUCAGUAUCCUUCAUAUAUGAAUAUUUCCUAUUUGCUACGACAAUAGUUUGGUGUGACAUUUAUCAUCAUAAGAAAAGUAGAGUGUCUCCUGUAAACUCUACUAACUAGUCCUUUAUAACACAUAAAGAAUACCGAUUAUGUUGUCAUUAGUCCUUUUUA